GAUGUCUGUACAGAUACACAUGUUUUACUUAAUCACCAUACCAGCUUUUCACUGGACCUAACUACCAAUCUGGAAAUUUGAAACAAGCAACUGCCAACAAUACAUCAAAGGGAAUAGAAGAAAGAAAAAGAAAUUUACAGCUGCAUCCUUUUAAUUAUUCACAUCUUACAACCAAAUGAGCUCUCUAAAAAUUGGCUGCAUUUGAUUCAAAAGGAAGUAAUUACAUGUAUUACCCAAUCUGAUUACAAGGAGAAGAAACCACUGCUAUAUAAGGAUAUAUAUAUAAAGAUAUAACACCUGGCAUCCACCUUAUCAACAAUUCUUUACAAGAAAAAAAGCUGGAAAAUGACAGAUGAUUGGAUGCUUCCAAAUUCCACCCUGGAUUACCCUCUCUACUACUAUGGAAAUGAAUCCUGGAAUUCUUCACAAUGGCCUAUGGAUUCCCACUUUGAGAUCUCUGACUUUGAGAGCCCUAAUCUGCUGCGUAAUAGUGGCUGGAGGAUUUUUAUGAUAAUUCUGUUUGGAGCCGUCAUCUUUUUGGGUUUUAUUGAGAAUUUGAUGGUGAUUAUAGUAAUAAUUAUUAACAGACGACUUCACACUGUGACAAAUAUAUUCAUUUCUACACUGGCAUUCUCGGACAUAAUGCUCUGUGCGUUUAAUUUGCCAUUCCAGCUGCAUUAUGGUUUGACAGAUUACUGGUCAUUCGGUCCAGUUCUGUGCCAAAUUAUUAUUCCUAUGUUCGCUGUUCCAGUUUUCAUGUCCACACUUGCUAUGCUCAUGAUUGCUGUUGAAAGAUACAUCCUAAUCGUAUUCCCAUUUCGCAAGCGACUGACCAUACAAAUGGCUUUAAUCAUUGUGUUUUUUAUAAUAAUUUUCUCUGUGGUGUGCUCAAUUCCAAUAAUUCUACACACAGAGCAAAGUCAAGAAGUGAUUGAUCUCCGACCUUUUAUUCAAGACAUUAUCGAAAAAAGUUUCUGCAUAGAAAAUUGGAAGUUAAAAACAAGUCGAGCAUACACAAUGUUUGUCUUUGUGCUACAAUUUUUUAUACCAUACAUCAUAAUUUCUGUACUCUAUUUCCAAAUCUACCAAGUUCUGAAAAAACGUCCCAUAAAACGAAAGGAAACUAGAAAGAACUACCAAACAACACGAAUUUUAAUAGCAAUAACAACAACUUUUACCAUAUCAUGGCUUCCUUUUCAGAUUUUUAGCAUAGUUUCAUACUUCAAUCCAAACAUUAGUACCCAUUUAGGGCAUGCUUACAAAUUAACAGACUUAAUUUUAAAAAUAAUUGCCAUGAGUUCAGCCUGUGUAAACCCAUUCUUAUAUGGCUGGCUGAAUGAUAAAUUCCGACAGGAAUUCGGAACUAUGUUGGGAAAGCGGAUGAAAAAGAUGCAAGUUAGUAGGAAUGGGUACUUUCGUACUUCAGGCCAAACAUCAAUUGAUUAUCGGACUGAACGAAACUGUGCAACAGGAAACCUUUGAUUUGUGCACAGGUUGUGUGCAGGGAUAGAUUAUGGACAUGAUGUAUAAAAAAUUCAAAUUCUCUAGUUCACUAUAUAUUAAAUAUACAUGAUGAUCAGUGCAUAUACUGCAUGUAGUUACAUAAUAAUCAAUCCUUGUUGCAUUUACCUGAAUUAAAUUAAUUAAAUGAAAUGUACUA
Molecule: messenger RNA, 1660 nt
Organism: Saccostrea echinata
Lineage: Eukaryota; Metazoa; Mollusca; Bivalvia; Ostreida; Ostreidae
Product: neuropeptide Y receptor type 5-like
Exons: 2
Coding region: 346-1482 (378 amino acids)
Biological process (GO): G protein-coupled receptor signaling pathway
Cellular component (GO): membrane
Molecular function (GO): neuropeptide Y receptor activity
Source: RefSeq, a predicted model, not a curated record